Messenger RNA from Anopheles nili, 831 nucleotides. RefSeq names its product protein FRA10AC1. NCBI's taxonomy places the organism in Eukaryota, Metazoa, Arthropoda, Insecta, Diptera, Culicidae. Bases 1 to 771 code for a protein of 256 amino acids. The record is from RefSeq and is a predicted model, not a curated record. Gene Ontology annotation, biological process: dephosphorylation. The transcript has 4 exons. Gene Ontology annotation, molecular function: phosphatase activity.
AUGUACCACAGAAAUCUUACGCAUUUAAACCCCUACGAGUUACACAAACAUCUCAUCAAUGAAUAUAUGCUGACAAAACCGGGAGCUACAAGGUUGCUUCAACGCGACACUUCGCGGGAUAAAACCGACCACGAUGUAGUACGUGAAAAUCAUCGAUUUCUUUGGGCGAACGAAACCGUGGACAGCUGGGAGAAACAAUUGGCGAAGAAAUAUUACGACAAACUGUUUAAGGAGUACUGCAUUGCAGAUCUCAGUCGUUACAAGGAAAACAAGGUUGCUAUGCGAUGGAGAAUUGAAAAGGAAGUAGUCGUUGGAAAAGGUCAAUUCGUCUGCGGUGAUCGAAACUGUGAAUUGCAGAAUGAGCUGCGCAGUUGGGAAGUAAAUUUCGGUUAUAUGGAACAUGGACAGAAAAAGAACGCUUUGGUUAAACUGCGUCUCUGUCCGAAAUGUUCUGAUAAAUUAAAUUACCAUUCCAAAAAGCGAGAAAUUAAACGGUUAAAGAAACGGGAUCGGAAUACGAAGCAAUCUGUCAAUAAAAAGGCGUGCGAUAGCUCUACUGGUAAUCUGAAGGGCACUACAACACUAGAAGGGAGCGAUCAAGCAACCGAUAACGACAAAGCAGAAGAACAUGAUUUAUCCGAAACUGCGGUCGAAAUAAAUUACCGGACAGAACCUGAUGUCACAGAAGGUAGCUGGACAAAAGGAUGCGAGGUGGAAGAGAAAUCUCGUGAAGAAGAAUUCGACGAAUAUCUGGAAGACCUAUUGCUGUGAACGAUCCAUUAUCUUUGCGAUAAAAUAACUGAGAACUGUACAAUAAAACUCAAAAUAAUU